This is a messenger RNA of Musa acuminata AAA Group (dessert banana), 3463 nucleotides long. RefSeq names its product E3 ubiquitin-protein ligase WAV3-like. The transcript has 2 exons. Bases 848 to 3367 code for a protein of 839 amino acids. The record is from RefSeq and is a predicted model, not a curated record. Lineage: Eukaryota; Viridiplantae; Streptophyta; Magnoliopsida; Zingiberales; Musaceae.
AAUAGUCAUGGGAGAAGGCUUUCCUUGCGGAUCAAAUGGACGAGAAGCAGGGGGUGUUUGUUCUCACCAUCUCACCAUCAAUGCUAAUGCUAGCAGGAGCCGUCGAAGGAUCGAAGGGACUCGCCUUUGCUAUUGGAACAUGGGCGGGCAACGGGGGCCAUCGACGAGCGUCCGUCAACCUUCGCCCCGUUAUUCACCUCCGUUUAUAGUGAAAUCGAUGUAGGAGAAGGAUGUUCGUCCAUGUCUUUACGACCCAAUUAUAUGUGGGGGAAUUGGAGUUGAUCUACAAAGAAGAAGGGUUGCUUAAGGACAGAUUGGAGAGGGAAAGUUUGCGGGGGGCGAGGUGGCGUCUGAUAGAUAGAUGCACUGUUGACUUUGAGAUCCAAACUCGUCUCGAUGCAGGAGCAAUUGUUACCGUCCGCAGUGAUGCCGAGCGCUUUUCUUAUCGUUCUUUUGGGGAGCUGUGUUUGACGCAGCAGAUACAAGUAGCUUUCCGGGAUCCAGAAACGCCUACUGCCUUUUUUACUCUGCAACGACAGUGCCUUCCUUAAGUGCAAAUCUUCGUAGGUCCCUCAGCUACCAUCUCCAGGUCUUGUCAGUCGAGGAAAGGAAAGAGAUUGGAGUGGUUUGGCUCCGGAGGGUGAGACGGGUGGCGGUGUGGUGAUUGAGAUCGUUGGUGUUGAUACCGGGAACUUUGUUUUAUUUGAUCUCCCGUUGCUUCUACUGCUGCUGUUUCUUUCUCAUGGAGAACGGCAGUCGAUGACGACGGUGAUGAUGAGGUGCUUGUGAGUGAUAAAUAGGCUUCGGAGAGAGGAAGCAAGGAAGCUGUGAGCGGAGGAAGGAAGCGAUGGGAACAGGAGGGUGGAAGAGAGCCUUCUGCACGUCGGUCCGUCGAGAUACGGAUGCUGCUGCGACGAGGACGAGGGUGGAAGCGGCGGAGAAGCAUCAGCGCAGCCCCAGGAGCUGCGCAAAGCUGAGCUUCUUCUCCGGCGGCGGCGGCAGCAACCCCUCGACGCCGAGGCUGGCGCUGGCGGAGGCGGCCCCGGGCCUCCGGUGCCGCACCAAGUCGAAGACUCCAGACAACAAGACGGUGCAAUGCGACGCGGCCACAUCUUCCGUCCCCACCGCCACCACUCCGAGGAGUCGGAGCCCCGCUCUGUUUCAUCGGCAGGCCUUCUCCGCGCCUUCGUCUCCGAGAACAGCCUCCAGAUUCGCCCUCUUCAAGCACCUCUCCCGGAGCCGGUGCAGGAUAUGUUCGCUGAGCCUGAAGGCGAGCCAGGAGACGCCAGUCUUCACGGCGGAGUGUUCCCACGCCUUCCACUUUUCCUGUAUUGCCGCCCACGUCAGGAGCCACGCCAGCCUCGCCUGCCCCGUCUGCUCCGCCUCCUGGCGCCACGCGCCCUUUCUCUCCGCGCUCCGCCGCCGAGAAGACGAUGCACCAGAGCCAGGGGCGGCGGGAGAGACGGAGAACUGGAACCCGAAUAGGAGAACUACCAACGGCGGCAGCCGGAACACCAGCAAAGGCGGGGAACGGCAGCUGGGGGAGAACAGAUUGGCUGCCGCCGCCGCCGCCGCCGCCGUUGUUGUUGCUGCUAAGGUCUAUGACGACGACGAGCCGCUGCUGAUUGUGUCGAAGCCCAACCAGGGAGGGGUGAUGCGAUUCAAUCCUAUACCAGAAGCAGCCAACGAGGACAAGGAUGAGGAAGACGGCGAGGACGAGGAGACGGAGGACGUGGAACGAGACGACGAGUUUUAUGGGCUCCUAGCGACCCCGCGCGCCCGAUCUGCCAGCCGCACUGACGGAGGAGUCCGUCGUCGGCCGACAUCGAGGUCCAGGGCUGGUGGCGGCCUUGUGAGCGUGAUGCCGCAGGCGGCCCUGCUCUCGGAAGGGCGGAGGCACCGAAGCUACGUGGUGGUUCUUAAGGUAAAAGCGCCACCGAUAGGAUCCUUCGCCCCUCUCCGCGCCCCGAUUGAUCUGGUGACAGUGCUGAACGUGAGCCAAGGCAUGACAGGGGAGAAACUCCGGAUGCUGAAGCGCGCAAUGCGGCUGGUGGUUUUCUCUUUGGGCCCCGGGGACCGGCUCUCCAUAGUGGCCUUCUCGGCAGCCGCAGGUGCUAAGAGGCUCCUCCCUCUACGACGGAUGUCGAGGCAAGGCCAGCGGGCCGCCCGCCAGGUGGUGGAAAGGCUCGUCGUGGUGGGCGGUGGCGCCGCCGCGAGAGGCGCCAGCGUCAGCGACGCCCUCCGGAAGGCCACCAAAGUCCUCGAAGACCGCAGGGAGCGCAACCCGGUGGCCACCAUCAUGCUCCUAUCCGACUCCAGGCAGCAGCAACCGGAACAAGAGAAGAAGGGGAGCAACCAUCAUGAUUACAAACCCCUUCGCUCGCCGCGUGGUACCGGCGGUGGCCAUAUCGGGCUUCAUCCUCUAGCAACGACGACCGCCGCCACUCGCUUCGCGCAUCUGGAGAUCCCCAUCCAAGAUGCUGGAUUUGGAGACGGUGGAGCAGAACGACCGCCACAGAAACAGGGUCAGGUGCCAUCAGAAGACGCGUUCAUCAAGUGCGUGGGCGGCCUCGUGUCCGUGGUCAUGCAGGACGUCCGCCUCCAACUUGUCUUCCCGUCCGGCGAAUUUUCUGCCGUGCACCCGUGUGGAGGCGGCGGCGGUGGCUGCGACGUGGCCCUCCGAGGAGGGACUUCUGUCAUCCGGUUGGGGGACCUCUAUGCAGAGGAGGAGAGGGAGCUGCUUGUGGAGCUGAGGUUGCCGGUGGCGCCGCCUGGCGGACAGGGCGGGCACCACCGCUUGUCAGUGAAGUGCAACUACAAGGAUCCAGCCACCCAAGAUCUCGCGUUCAGCGCGGAGCAGAUCCUUCUCUUGCCGCCCCUCCUCCAGCACCACUCCGAGCUCGGCCGUUCUGCCUCGUCCUCCGCCAGCCCGACCACUUCCCUGCGCCUCCGGAACAUCUUCGUCUCGACCCGCGCGGUGGCGGAGUCGCGGCGCCUCGCCGACCUCUCGGAUUACGCCACGGCCCGACACCUCCUCUCCUCCGCUCGCGCGUUGAUUCUGCAGUCCGCUUCCGAUGGCCGCCAGGACCACCACCUCGUCCAGAACCUUGACGCGGAGCUCGCCGCCCUCCAGCGGCGGCGGUACCAGGCGCAACACCGGCUUCAUCAUGAUCAGCUGCAGGAAGAGGUCCUCUCGCCAUCCGGGAUGAGGCGCCGGCGGCGGGAAGCUCCGGCGGAGGUGCGAGGGGAGCCUCUGACGCCCACUUCGGCUUGGCGCGCCGCCGAGCAGCUGGCCAAGGUGGCCAGCACGCGGAAAAGCCUGAACCGGGGCGGCGAUCUACAUGGGUUCGAGAACGCCCGGUUCUAAGUGAAGACCGACCCAAACCCUAUAAAUAAUCCAUUCUCCUUUCUUUUAUUGUAGACAUUAUUAUUCUCAAAACAAUGAACAUUCUCAUCAUACAUA